AUGGGUUUGUUGCUCAGUAAAGAGUUUAGGGCUAAAAGGAAAGUGGAUGAAGCUACUAGCAAUACCAGCUUGUCCAAUGUACGUUAUGUGGUAACAGAAAAGCCAAAAUGGAAAGUUUUCAAAAAGAAAGAAGUAGUGCCUAUCCCCCAAUACUUGCCACCUAAGGGAUGUGUAUGCGGCAAUGAAGGAAUCUGUAAAAAGAAGAUCACACCAGCGGGAGUUACUAUACAUUACCCACAAAAAAAGAAAAAAUUCACCGCCUUUGGUGGGAAGCGGCGAUACAAGCCACCAAAAAUAAAGAGGAGCAAGUUCAGCAAAUCUCGGUGGAAGUCCAUUCCCACGGUUUCACCAUUCCAAACAAGAGUUACAAGUCUUCACCGCGUCCGAUCGUCUUUGAGUGGUGAUAAACUCGUAAAUGCGUUGAAGACCAUAAAGACUUUGAAACCGACGAAGUCUGGCAUAAGUGUUAAACUAAACAAUGUCAUCUUGAAUAUUAGAUCUUUAAGCCGGUUUAGAAGACAUUAUAAACUAAAACGAGUGAGCAAUGAAUUUAUGUUUAUGCCUAUCAAUAUACAGGGUGACCAAUGA
This is a messenger RNA of Spodoptera littoralis (African cotton leafworm), 588 nucleotides long. The record is from the annotation of a GenBank genome assembly. NCBI's taxonomy places the organism in Eukaryota, Metazoa, Arthropoda, Insecta, Lepidoptera, Noctuidae.